Urocitellus parryii (Arctic ground squirrel) is the source of this 1098-nucleotide messenger RNA. It is a transcript of the gene Mpv17l, whose product is annotated as MPV17 mitochondrial inner membrane protein like. Gene Ontology annotation, cellular component: membrane; mitochondrion; cytoplasm. Lineage: Eukaryota; Metazoa; Chordata; Mammalia; Rodentia; Sciuridae. The record is from RefSeq and is a predicted model, not a curated record. Gene Ontology annotation, biological process: mitochondrial ribosome assembly.
AUGGCUGGAUGGUGGCGGGCACUGCCGCGCGCGGCCCAGCGCUACCCGUGGCCCACCAACGUCCUGCUCUACGCCGGGCUCUUCUCGGCCGGCGACGCGCUCCAGCAGCGGCUGCGGGGCGGCCCGGCAGACUGGCGCCAGACGCGGCGUGUGGCCACCCUGGCCGUGACCUUCCACGCCAACUUCAACUACGUGUGGCUGCGCGUGCUGGAGCGCGCGCUGCCCGGCCGUGCGCCGCGCGUGGUCCUGACCAAGGUGCUGUGCGACCAGCUGUUCGGAGGGCCCAUCGCCCUCUCGGCCUUCUAUGUCGGUAUGAGCAUUCUUCAGGAAAAGGAUGACGUACUUUUGGACCUGAAACAGAAAUUUUGGAACACGUAUAAGACAGGUCUGAUGUACUGGCCUUUUGUACAGCUGACCAACUUCGGCCUGGUUCCCGUCCACUGGAGGACAGCUUACACUGGACUCUGUGGUUUCCUCUGGGCCACCUUCCUCUGCUUUUCCCAGCAGAGUGGCGAUGGCACUUUGCAGUCGGCAUUCGCCUUCCUUCACAGAAAAGAGGCUGAUGUGGGAGGAAGGCGCCCAGGGAAGUGAGGAGGCAGGGCCCCCCUUAAUGGGACUACCUUUUGUCCCCAAAGUGCACUGAGUUCCCUGCAGAGAAAGCGUUUCAUUCAUCAGGUCUGAGCUCCAUUUUUGAAGAAUCGCACUUCUGUACACCCAAUUGCUUUUAAAUGAUCCAUGGUUCCUUUAAAUUUCAUCCAGAUCUUCUCCCCCAGUUCUACUCUGAAAAUCCUGCUUCUUUAAAGCUUUUGCUUUCCUGGUAUUUUGGCUAAAAUUGACUACAGUGGCAAAAGGGCAUUUUAGAAUUAUUAAUAUUUCUGUUCUAAUAUUUUAGUGCCUGUUGAGUUCAGAGACCCCGUGCUACUUGUUUAUAUCUCUAUUUUAAAAUCUCAGGUUGUCUUCUAAACACUUUUGGAUCAGAUUACCUUUUAUAUCAAAUAUAGUCCUGACAGUGCAUUUCUACUUACACAGAACUCAACCAAGGAGAAGACUGAAUACUCAGAUUUCCCCUCUGAAAUACUCUAUAAUAAUUAUUAUGCU